This is a messenger RNA of Eremomyces bilateralis CBS 781.70, 1446 nucleotides long. Its product is annotated as multidrug resistance protein. The record is from RefSeq and is a predicted model, not a curated record. Gene Ontology annotation, biological process: transmembrane transport. NCBI's taxonomy places the organism in Eukaryota, Fungi, Ascomycota, Dothideomycetes, Eremomycetales, Eremomycetaceae. The transcript has 3 exons. Bases 1 to 1446 code for a protein of 481 amino acids. Gene Ontology annotation, molecular function: transmembrane transporter activity.
AUGGGAGUGGUACCUGAUCCUACACCGCAAGAGCUGGUCAAAGUAGCGGAAGAUAUCGAUCCCAAUGUGGUCGAUUGGGACGGCCCUGACGAUCCAGCAAAUCCACUCAACUGGUCAAGAUCAUUGCGGAUCGGACAUGUCGUGCUGGUCAGCAUCCUGACACUGAUCUCAAAUAUCUCAGCAACGAUGUUUGCACCUGGAUCAAGUCUACUGGUGACCGAAUUCGGUAUCACCUCCAGCGUGGUUGGAUCCCUCACCGUGACGAUUUACCUUCUAGGCUUUGCUUUUGGACCUCUAUUCCUUGCGCCAUUGUCUGAACUGUACGGCCGACUGCCAAUAUACUAUGGUUCCACCCUCGGAUAUAUCGCCUUCACCCUUGGCUGCGCGUUGUCUAGAAACACGGGAAUGUUUCUGGUCUUCCGCUUCAUCUCCGGAUGUGCUGGUUCGUCCGCUUUAACUAUCGGAGGAGGCACCAUCGCCGAUGUUAUGCCACAGGAGAAAAGAGGACAGGCGAUGUCAAUGUUCGCCAUAGGUCCACUCCUCGGCCCGGUGAUUGGGCCAAUCAUAGGGGGUUUCGUAUCCCAAAACAUUGGAUGGAGAUGGGUCUUUUGGUUGCUCACCAUCAGCAUGGGAUUGGUCGCCAUUCCGAUGGUAAUCAUCAUGCGAGAGACAUUCGGGCAUGUCUUGCUCGCCCGGAAAGCAGCCCAGUUGAGGAAAGAAACAGGCAACGAAAAGCUACGGUCCAAAUUCGACAGCGGUCUUUCUGUGUCGGGAACCUUCAAGCGUAGUAUUAUCCGUCCCUUGCGUAUGCUGUUCCUGUCCCCCAUUGUAUCUCUGAUAAGUUUAUAUAUGUCUUUUGCGUUCGGUCUCAUGUUUUUGUUAUUCACAACGUUCCCAGCUGUCUUUGGGGAGGCAUACCACUUUUCGACGGGAGUAUCUGGACUUUCAUAUCUCGGGCUCGGCCUCGGCUUGGGAUUCGGUCUGUUUCUGUUUAGUUCAACAUCGGACAGGUUACUCAAAAGGUUAGCGAAGGGAGGAGAGCUGAAGCCAGAGUACCGAUUACCUCUGAUGGUAUAUUUGUCUCCAGCGAUGCCUAUUGGGUUUUUUUGGUACGGUUGGAGUGCUCACGCCCAGGUGCAUUGGAUCGUCCCUAUUAUCGGGACAAGUGUCAUUGGGAUAGGAUCACUUGCCAUUUUUAUGCCCGCUCAAUUGUAUCUAAUCGACGCAUUUGGCCCAUAUGCCGCUUCCAGUUUAGCAGCUUCGAUUGUCGUUCGGUGUGUGUUUGGAGCCUUUCUUCCACUCGCCGGACCUUCGUUGUAUCAGCGUUUAGGGCUGGGAUGGGGAAAUUCGGUGUUGGCAUUUAUCGGUCUGGCGUUAAUGCCAGUUCCUGUACUCUUCUUCCGAUAUGGGGAAACAAUCCGAAAGAGAUGGGAGAUCAAGAUGUGA